ACCCCUAACAACAAAACAAUCACACCUAAGAAGCAGCUGCAAAACUGCAAAGAGUAAAAGGCAGAUCGAGGAUUUUCUAUAAUAUGAAAACUUCAUCAUCAUCAUCAGCAGUUGAUCAGGAGCAGCAGAGAGAACAACGACACCGUUUCUGCAUCCCUGUCUGCCAUUUCUUUGAGCAACUCAUUAAGGCUUGCCUCAACUGCCUGGGACUCGAUGACUACUCCGCCGCUCAAUACGAUCAUAUAGUUUCAAUGGCUGAUCCUCCUCCUGAGAACGCACGAGAAAUGAAAUGCAGCGAAGAUGAGGGAACGAGGUCAGGAACAGAGGGAGAGUUAAGAACAGGGGUAAAAGAACCACAUGUCCACUCUGGUCAUGGUGCACAGAUUAACUAAGCUUCAACCUAAGUAACUACUUUAAUUUACCGCUCCCAAAGUUCAUCCAUAGCCUUGUUACUCCCUAGUUUAGUCUGCCUUUUUUACAUGUCUAAUUGUUAUACAUUCCUUUUUCUCUUAGCUUUUAUCAUGCAUGUACAAUUGAGGCCAUCGAUGUACAAUUAUAAUUUAGUGCCUUUUGCUUAUUAAUU
Messenger RNA from Rosa rugosa (rugosa rose), 583 nucleotides. RefSeq lists its product as uncharacterized. The coding region runs from base 84 to 392 and encodes 102 amino acids. Gene Ontology annotation, biological process: innate immune response. The record is from RefSeq and is a predicted model, not a curated record. The transcript is spliced from 2 exons. Lineage: Eukaryota; Viridiplantae; Streptophyta; Magnoliopsida; Rosales; Rosaceae.